CGUACAUAUUGUUGUCAACAGAGAUGGCGCUGCGCGAAGGAGCCCUGCGUUUAAACGUGCUGGUCAGAAGCCGUCAUUUUUACAAGUUAACUUCACUGGGUGUUGGUGCCCGCUCGUUGACUGAGAAAGUGUCAUCUAAACAAGUAAAGUCCAGUGCCCCAGAGACCGCGGCCGACCACUUAAUCUACACACAAGAGCACUUUGCAUUAAAGGAGUCCCUCAGAAAGCUCAUCGACCAGGAGAUCAACCCUUACGUCGAUCAAUGGGAAGCAGAAGGGAAGUUUCCAGCCCACAAGCUCUUCAAGAUCUUAGGAAAUGCAGGAUUUCUAGGAGUCAACAAACCAGUUGAAUAUGGAGGCUUGGGCCUCGACUUCAGCUUCAGUGCAGCAGUGGCAGAGGAGCUGGGCAACAUCCGCUGUGGAGGAAUCCCCAUGGCCAUCGGGGUACAAACUGACAUGACGACUCCGGCACUGGCCAGGUUUGGUUCGGAUGAGCUUAAGAAGGAGUUCCUCCUUCCCUCCAUCAGUGGGGACAAAGUGGCCUGCCUUGGAGUGAGUGAGGUUGGAGCUGGCUCUGAUGUUUCGAGUAUCAAGACCAAGGCAGUGAGGAAAGGUGAUGAGUAUGUGAUCAAUGGGGGAAAGAUGUGGACCACCAACGGUACCCAGGCUGACUGGAUGUGUCUCCUCGCCAACACCAGUGACGGGCCCCCACAUAAGAACAAAUCACUCAUAUGUCUACCCAUGAACUUGCCAGGAGUGCACAUCGCCCGAAAGAUUGAUAAACUGGGUAUGUGGUCAUCUGACACAGCCGAAGUGUUUUUCGAUGACGUUCACGUGCCCUGUAAGAAUGUUAUCGGCCAAGAAGGCAUGGGCUUUACCUAUCAGAUGCUUCAGUUCCAGGAAGAGAGGCUUUGGGCAGUGGCCAAUAUCUUGACCACUAUGGACAACGUCAUUCAGGAGACCAUCCAGUACACACGGCAGAGGAAGAUCUUCAAGCAUCCCGUCCUUCAUCACCAGGCAGUUCACUUCAGGUUGGCUGAGCUGCAGACAGAGGUCGAGCUGCUCCGCUCUCUCCUCUACCGUGCUACAGCGCUGUAUAUUAAAGGCAACGAUGUCACCAAGCUGGCAUCCAUGGCCAAAUUAAAGGGGGGACGCCUUGCCAGAGAAGUGGGCGACAGCUGUCUCCAGUACUGGGGAGGGAUGGGCUACACCAGUGAUGUGCUAGUCAGCCGAUUUUACAGGGAUUCCAGGUUAAUGUCAAUUGGUGCAGGAGCUGAUGAGGUAAUGCUGGGAAUCAUCUGCAAGUACAUGGACACACUACCUGGCAAGUGAUGUAAUCAACGCUAACCCCAGUGGGAAAAUCACUUCUGAUUUGUGCACUUUGAUCAGUUACUCAGAUGAGGAGAUUUUGCCUUUUUAACAAUACUGUAUGUGGUCAUAAAGACAUCCUCAUACGGUCAAUCACACAGAAUAAUGAAGCCCCCCCCCCCCCUUCCUUGUCUGUACACACGUGCAACAAUGCAGUUUUGGUUGUAUGUAAUUUGUUACUUAUGUAAUUAUUGUUUAGAAUUAAGAAAAAUAAUGUUCUUUAAUAAAAAUUGUUUUAUGUUUGAGAUUUUCGCACUGAAGACAUUUCAGCACAUCCAACAGCAUGAAGUUACACCAGCUAAUCCAGAGCAUAAAAUUUGUUUAUUUACAUUAAUAUUUUUACAAUAAAGAUGAAACAAUGACGUA
Messenger RNA from Maylandia zebra (zebra mbuna), 1733 nucleotides. RefSeq names its product zgc:85777. The record is from RefSeq and is a predicted model, not a curated record. Lineage: Eukaryota; Metazoa; Chordata; Actinopteri; Cichliformes; Cichlidae. Gene Ontology annotation, molecular function: acyl-CoA dehydrogenase activity; flavin adenine dinucleotide binding. Gene Ontology annotation, cellular component: cytoplasm. Gene Ontology annotation, biological process: fatty acid beta-oxidation using acyl-CoA dehydrogenase.